GGGCGGGCGGCCGGGCGUCUGUGCCUCCACCACAGGCAACCAGAGCCGGGCGGGCGGCCGGUCGGUCGGUCGGUCGGUCGGCCCCUGGGCAUCAAGGGAGACCCGAGCAGCUCCGGCUGACACCGAGCGCACCGGCAUCCGGCAAUGGACAUCAUAAAGAGCGGCUGGUUCACUGAGACCUCCACACUGUGGCCGGGCCAAGCCAUGUCGCUGGAAGUGGAAGAGAUCCUCUACCAUCAGAAAUCUUCCUUUCAGGACGUGGUCGUCUUCAAAAGCAAAAGCUAUGGUAAUGUGUUGGUGCUGGAUGGUGUGAUACAGUGCACCGAAAGGGAUGAGUUUGCGUACCAAGAAAUGAUUGCAAAUUUAACCUUGUGCAGCCAUCCUAAUCCGAAAAAGGUUCUGAUAAUUGGUGGUGGUGAUGGUGGAGUAUUGCGAGAAGUUGUGAAGCAUUCCACCGUGGAGUCUGUGGCACAGUGUGAAAUUGAUGAGGAUGUAAUAAAGGUUUCCAAACAAUACCUUCCUGGUAUGGCUGUGGGUUUCUCGAGCCCAAAGUUGAAACUCCAUGUUGGUGAUGGCUUUGAGUUCAUGAAGGAGAACCAGGAUGCAUUUGAUGUAAUUAUCACUGAUUCCUCAGAUCCAGUAGGUCCCGCUGAGAGUCUAUUUCAAGAAUCAUACUAUCGACUAAUGAAGAAUGCACUGCGUGAAGGUGGAAUCCUUGGUGCACAAGGUGAAUGUCAGUGGUUGCACCUUAACCUCAUAAAGGAGAUGCAGAGGUUCUGCAAGUCCCUGUUUCCAGUGGUUGAAUAUGCAUACAGCACAAUACCUACGUACCCAAGUGGGCAGAUUGGCUUCAUGCUGUGCAGUAAAAAUCCUGAGACAAAUUUUCGUGAACCAGUACGGCAACUGUCAGCUGAUGAAGUGAAUAGGAUGCAAAUGAAAUAUUACAAUGCAGAAAUGCAUAGGGCUGCAUUUGUUCUACCAGAGUUUGCCAGAAAGGCUCUUAGUGAUGCAUAAAAAUAACUCCAGUGCUCACUGUUAAUUGCCAUCAAUACUGGAAAGUGUUUAAAAGUUUAUCAUGAAUUUAUAGUGCUGCAGCUACCUACCAUACAACAUAUUAACCCUUUCCUGUCUUCAGAGAGGGAGAACUAUGAUUUUUACUGCUUAGGAGGCAAGGAAAUAGCAACACUUGAUAAAAGACUGAAUUUCAGUAACUUUUACAAAGGAGAAGAUUUGUGAUUUCCAGAACACUGGGUGAUCUCUUGUAGAUUUGGCCGACAGUACUAUGAGCCUCCUGAAACUGUUGUCAACCGACUAAUCAGUAACCUGGAUUUGUACGUACUUCACAUUACAGCGGAUUGCUGAAACUUUAAUCUGUGAUGGUUCUAGAUUGGAAAGGAUUAAAAUUUUAUCAAAAAAAAGCUAAAUAAAAAUCCAACUAUCUAAUAUUUAGAACUUGGAAUUGUGUGAAAACUCUUGGUGUGCGAAAACCGUGAAUAAUAUGAAAAUCCUGCUCAAUUUUUUCUUAACAGCAUGCCUAUUCUUUUAAAAUAUUUUGUCUCUUGUAGGAUUCACUACAGUUGGAAUGAUUUAGCAACAGACAUUUGGCUAAUUAUGGAAUGGAUUGUCUUGAUUUUGCCCCUCUUUUUAAAAUCCCCAUUUUCUUCCCCUUCACCUUGACCUCUCACUUUAUUUUGUCUCUUUUCUCAACCCCUCCUGCCCCACCUGACUGAGCCUUGAAUGCAUUUAAGUUAUUGUAAGGUAAAUUCAAACUGGCUUUCAUUUUUUUCCAUGCAUGCAAACAUUUGUGAUGAAGUUCUUCUUUUCCAUUCCAGUUAAACCUGUAGCUUUGUGUGCUGUAAUACGAUGGAUGAAGUUUAACCUGUAUGCAGGAGCAUGUGUUUAUUUCAUUAGAGGAACUCAUCCUUGGACUAAUUGAACUUGACAGGGAAAUAUUAAGGCGGCCAGGGAGGUGGUGGUGGUGGUGGAGGGAAGACAUAAUUGAUAGAAGCUCCAAGUAAUUCUCUAGGCCCAAUACAAUAACUUUGUGGUCAAAUUGAAACUUUUCAGAAGGAGCAAGUGAAAUUCAGCAUUUGAUGUGGAUGGCUAAGUACACCUUCUGAUAGUUUAAUUUAUUGGCCUAUAGGGCAAAGUUCCUUAAACAUUUAAAAUCUUGGACUAUUUAAUUGCACACCCCCAUUAGAGGGGAAAUCCCCAGGGAUUUAUUAUUAAUUAUUGUUCAUUUAAAAUGAUUGUUUAUUCAAUGUUCAAUUAACAGCUGCUAUUUUACCAGGGCUCUUAUUAUUUUAAAGUGGUCUAAAUAUCUUUAGACGUCAUUAUCCCACAAUAUAAUUUGAAAGCAAUUUGCUUUCUAAGUGGAGACCUGCUGGUUUGGGCUCCUCCUGUGUUAGACCAUUUUGAUCUCACUAAAGAGAACAUCCUACAUAAUGUCAAUAAAUGCCCUGGGGUCAGCACCUUCAGAUUUGCAUGGAAAAACUGCUCUCCUAUCUGAGGAGCACUCAAUGACUUAUCUAAGUUCAGAAGAAAUGGGUCAGGUCUCAUUAAGUACAAUCUCAAUUGCUUCAAAUAGAGUUGAUGUUUUUCUAUAUUAUGGUUUAUGGAAGCUCCAACUUUCCUUGGUCUCCAUUCAGGUGGGGAUGUAUAUUGUUAGUAAUUAUGUGUAAUAGGCAAUAAUGCUUUAUUAAAAAAAAUUUUCUACCUCUCCCAAAAAAAACUUGAUCUGGCCCAAGUACCAUGUGUUCAUAAUUUUGAUAUUUCUUUAAAGGCAGAGUAUUGUGUACUAAUUAUCAGACCAAUUAAUGAAAACUGGAAUGUGACCUCAAAAUCUAGGAGACAACUUCUGAAGUGCACCGCUUUUUAAUUUAUUUAAGACCUUUGUUUAAAGUAUCUUUAAUCUGGUUACUGUUAAAUAGAAAAUAAUCCUGUCACAAAAAAACUUGAAUAUUUUAUAAGAUAAUACUAGGGGGGCUUUUCUCUAUUCAGACACUCAGUCUAUCUGAUAUCUUAAAUCAAGCUAAUGUUUCAACUUGAAAAACCAAUCCAUGCUUUUGAUUCUGUUUACAUUUCCACGAUCAAAUAUUGUAAGUACUUUGAAGUCUUGUGCACCAGCUUGUGUGUGUGUGUAUCUCUCUCUCUCUCUCUCUCUCUCCCUCUCUCUCCCUCUCUCUCUCUCUCUCUCUCUCUCUCUCCCUCUCUCUCCCUCUCUCUCCC
Hypanus sabinus (Atlantic stingray) is the source of this 3228-nucleotide messenger RNA. RefSeq names its product spermidine synthase (gene srm). The record is from RefSeq and is a predicted model, not a curated record. The transcript has 8 exons. The coding region runs from base 145 to 1014 and encodes 289 amino acids. Gene Ontology annotation, cellular component: cytosol. Gene Ontology annotation, biological process: spermidine biosynthetic process. Gene Ontology annotation, molecular function: spermidine synthase activity. Lineage: Eukaryota; Metazoa; Chordata; Chondrichthyes; Myliobatiformes; Dasyatidae.